UACAACACUGGUGUUCUCCCACUCUGGAUUGUGAUAUUUUUAUUUGUUCCUCCACUUUGGAUGGUGAUUUUUAUUUUUAUUUUAAUUAUAUAUUUUUUCUAACUUUUGUGACACACCCGGUCCACCCGGUGGUUUUUUUUUUUUUCAGUUCCUCCAUUUCAUGGACGCGCGGCUCGGUCAGGUGGAUCAACUUGAAAAUGGUGUAUAAUGUUGUAUUUCAGGACGGGGUCAACAUGGAUUUAUCUGGUGCUUUUGUUUUUCCCCAACAUUAACGCAAUAAGGAUCAUUGGUCAGGAUGUGACUGCGACAGCAGGAGAUGAUGCAGAAUUGUUCUGUCAAGUGGUGGAGACAGCAGAGACUCUAACAAGUAUUAGGUGGCAAAGACGAACAAAGGAAAAGCCAACAAAUACAGAUAUUCUGAUUAUCACUUCAGGUGGCAAACAGGAAUAUAUAAACGGAUUGAGAGAUCGAGUAAAAUUCGCAGCGAACUUUGCAGGACUGAAUGGCUCUAUUCUAUUAAGUAGUGUUACUGUUUUAGAUGAAGGAAUCUACACCUGCAUUUUCAGUGUGUUUCCAAGUGGACCUUAUGAAACAGAAGUUCGUCUCACAGUACAAGUUCCUCCGGUUGUCAGUGUGAGCGCUGAUCCUCCUGCUGUUGCUGGUGAUAGUGAUGUGGUUUUAGCAACCUGCACUGCAGCCGAUGCAAAGCCUGCAGCAGAAGUGUCGUGGAGUCUGGAUGUUUUAAAUAACUCAGUGAAAGUACAAAACACUGUCACUGUGGACUCUGAAGGAAGAUACACUGUUAAAAGCAGCCUGAUUGUAAAUGCAUCUGUAGAUCUAAACCAGAAGAAGGUUCAGUGUGAGGUUACACACCCUGGUCUGAAGGAGAAACUGGAACUGAGUUACACAUUGAAUGUUCACUAUCCUCCUCAGGUGGUUUAUAUUAAUUCAGCAGGUGAUCAAGGGGAAACUCGUGAAUUUCAGUGUGAAGCAGAUGCUAAUCCAAAACCUACAAACUUCACCUGGAGCAGAUAUUUUCCAGACACUCUUUCCCGCGGUGUUAAUAGCAGACUGAUUAUUCAGCUGAACCCUGACAGUAACGGACUUUACUAUUGUGUGGCAUCUAACCAGUAUGGGAAAUCUGUAGGUUCUCUCUACAUGCAUGUUAAACAAUCUUCAGAAUCUAAAACCUGCUGGACUCUGUACAUCAUAACCGUCAUUGCUGGAGUUUGCUGUUUUCUCAUUUGGAAGUUUAAUUUGUUUCAGCAGUUUAUAAAAAGACUGCAGUGUAAUAGUGGUGAUCCUGUGUCCACUGAAUCUCUAGACUAGAAAGAGGGGCAUUGUAUGAAUGAUUCAAACCUCUCUAUUGGGACCAUACCUUGCCGUGGUGGAGGGGCUUAUUCUCCUUCAAGAUGAGGAGAAACCAAAUGGUCCCACAGGUUUUGUAACCUAACGAUCCAGUUUGGGAUCCAUCUUUCCACGUGUCAAUAUAAAAGGUGGUCCUAACAUCAUAAGGUUUGCUGACUCAUCUGCUGUCAUGAGCAUGAUUUUUCAACAAGACUAUAAGCAACAUGUAUGAGAGGAUGACACCCAGGCAUCAGAACCCAGAGGAGAUCACAAAUGUUUUUUAACAUUUCCUCAAGAGAUUACACCUGGAUGCUUAUUACAGAUGCUUAUUAACCUCAUUUCAUCACAUCCUACUGAAGAACUGGGUGAAACCAAUUAUAGCAGAUGAAUGACUCUUCACAUCUGAAUUAUCUGCAUCAUCUGAAGUAGAUAAGUACAUACAGUUCUUUUACGUUUACACUGAUUUGUGUUGAUGACACCAGCUAGUCUCUUUUUACAGACAACCCAUCCUCAUUUAGGUGAAACUGUUUAUAGUUUAGUAAAGUUGUGCAACAGAUACACUACUGGGUAAAUUAAAUAAAUAAUAGUCUAUACACAGGCCUCUGUUUAACAUUUAACAGGAUGUCUGUCAUCACACAGAAACUCACUGUUCAGUGCAUUUUUCAUUUAAACCUGUUUAAUGAAAGAAAACUGAAUGAUAGAAUGAUUGGAUGGUUCAAGACAUUUUUGCAUUACAUUGUGAAUUGCUGAUAGUAAUUAUUAUGUUAAAUAAAGUUUGUAAAAUUAAAUUUGUAGCUCUACCCACAGUAAGAUUACACAGAUUUUAUUAUUUAAAUGCACUAACAAUGAAACCAGUGUAUUGUGGACUGACCCAGAAACGUGAUUUGUGAGUAAGCUGAGUUAGAGGAGUUCACAUGACUUUAUCCCACUCUGCUUUAUCCUGAGAGUCAGGAAUGUUUGCCUCAUUCGAUUUUAGCCAUAAGGUGGAUUAAGACCAUAAUACACCUUUAGGUGUAAGUGGAUUGGCUAGUCAGCAUUUGGUUUGUAUUCAUGGGUCCCGGGUGCCCCACAGUCGACUUGCAUCCUGUUUAAACCUAGGUCAGCCUACACCUGCUAGGGAUCUGUGGUAAAAUUAUACUGGCAUUUGGCUCUGUUGCUAGCUUUGUCCAUAAUAAUUAUUAUAUAUUUAUUAUUACAUAUUAUAUAUAUUUGUUAUUUGCUACACACACAGUUGCAUACAGACCUUAGCAGUGUUUCAGAGUUGUAGAUGACGUGUUACAUAGCAGUUUUCCAGUGUUGCAUUAUGCAUAUUGCAUAUGACUAGCUUGAUGUUACAUUGUAAAAGCACCAUAUUAAGUUUUGUUUGUUUGGAGUUUUAAUUUUGUUUGUUUUCUGAGUCAGUUUUUGGCCUUGUGAUUAUCCAGUUUUUCCCUUAUAUUCAUCUCUUUGUUGAUCUGCUGUUUAAAGUUGUGUUGAAGGAAUUUUGUUUUCUAAAAAGUUGUAUUUGUAAAGUAAAUGAGAACAUAAUGGGAGUUUAGGAGGUUUUUUGUUUGUUUGUUUGUUUGCGAGGUUUAAAUCAGAAAUAAAUUCCCUCUUUUGGUCCAUG
Messenger RNA from Hemibagrus wyckioides, 2953 nucleotides. Its product is annotated as nectin-4-like. The transcript has 8 exons. Bases 208 to 1329 code for a protein of 373 amino acids. Gene Ontology annotation, biological process: homophilic cell-cell adhesion; heterophilic cell-cell adhesion. Gene Ontology annotation, cellular component: adherens junction. The record is from RefSeq and is a predicted model, not a curated record. Lineage: Eukaryota; Metazoa; Chordata; Actinopteri; Siluriformes; Bagridae.